CAUUCGUGUCGGUCGGAGGAUAAUAAUGCAAUAAUUUGCCAAUUGUGCUCGACUCACAAGAAGAACAAUCCUCCGGAACAUCCGAGCCCUGACAUCACCUUGCAAGUGACUAAGCAAGCGAAUGCUCGGCUUCAACAGCACUCUGCCACCACUGUAACUGCUUCAAAGGCCCAGACAGUGCGUUUGCAGAGCUUCUUCUUGCCGCCCUCAACGACGGGAGCCUGGCCUGAUUCCGACACGCUCGACAAACACUUGCCGACAAAGCCAACCACAAGCUGAUUACGAUGCCUGCUAAAGGAGCAACAACAGUGCCAGAGGAGCUCAUCCGAGAGUCACUGUUCAGCCGCCUCAUAGUGGUGCCAGUACUCUGCGUUUCGUUUCUAAUCUCACUGUUCUUCAUUGACCGCCAAACAUCGGGUGGUAUCUUUGGCCAAUCGAACCACAAGAAUGCGUAUUACCACUCUCACCAGCGCAAACUAGCCAAGCAGGAAAUCAACGAAGCAUUCCAAGUGCGACGAAAAGUGAUCUUUGCGAUGUGCUUGCUGAGCGCUAUGUCGUUGGCAGUUGUUGCCUGGGGGAUUGAGUCCAUUUGGACCGUGUGGAAGGUCAGAGCGUGAAGGCUCAUACUCGAUGCUCUUUAGUGGCGCUGUCAUGAUGGUACGAGCUUUUUCUUCCCUGAUUGCAACAGAUGUCAUUUCAUCACUUUUCUGGGGCAUCUGGCAGGUAACGAAGUUAGCAACAUAUUGCAGCAGGUCUCUCGCGGGG
This is a messenger RNA of Exophiala xenobiotica, 765 nucleotides long. RefSeq lists its product as uncharacterized. NCBI's taxonomy places the organism in Eukaryota, Fungi, Ascomycota, Eurotiomycetes, Chaetothyriales, Herpotrichiellaceae. The coding region runs from base 285 to 617 and encodes 110 amino acids. The transcript has a single exon. The record is from RefSeq and is a predicted model, not a curated record.